This is a messenger RNA of Pseudophryne corroboree (corroboree frog), 1691 nucleotides long. RefSeq names its product RB binding protein 7, chromatin remodeling factor (gene RBBP7). Gene Ontology annotation, cellular component: ESC/E(Z) complex; nucleus; NuRD complex. NCBI's taxonomy places the organism in Eukaryota, Metazoa, Chordata, Amphibia, Anura, Myobatrachidae. The coding region runs from base 185 to 1462 and encodes 425 amino acids. Gene Ontology annotation, biological process: chromatin remodeling; regulation of DNA-templated transcription. Gene Ontology annotation, molecular function: histone binding; nucleosome binding. The transcript has 12 exons. The record is from RefSeq and is a predicted model, not a curated record.
GGAGGCAUCGUGCCUUUGGUAUUAUAUGUCUGUAAGUUUGGCGGGAUCCUCCUCCGGCUGCGUCACCAGCAGUGCACGCUCUCUCUUCAGCCUCGCGCGGGAAGUAGAAGCAGCUCCCCCCCGGUGACCGGCUGGCGGCCUCUGACCCCGCUGCUGUUGCUGGCCAUCUGGAAGAGGCGGGAAAAUGGCGAAUAAAGAAAUGUUUGAAGAUACUGUUGAGGAACGUGUUAUAAAUGAGGAGUACAAGAUCUGGAAGAAGAAUACUCCGUUCCUCUAUGACCUGGUGAUGACACAUGCCCUGGAGUGGCCAAGUCUUACUGUACAGUGGCUUCCUGAUGUUACUAGACCAGAAGGAAAAGAUUAUGCCUUACAUUGGUUGGUGCUUGGGACUCACACAUCAGAUGAACAAAAUCACCUUGUAGUGGCCAGAGUACAAAUUCCCAAUGAUGAUGCACAGUUUGAUGCCUCUCACUACGACAGUGAGAAAGGAGAGUUUGGUGGCUUUGGUUCUGUUAGUGGCAAAAUUGAAACCGAAAUAAAAAUCAACCAUGAAGGUGAAGUGAAUCGUGCCAGGUACAUGCCUCAGAAUCCAUGUAUCAUUGCAACUAAAACGCCCUCCUCAGAUGUGCUAGUAUUUGAUUAUACAAAGCACCCAUCGAAACCUGACCCUAGUGGAGAAUGUAAUCCUGAUCUUCGUUUGAGAGGUCACCAAAAGGAAGGCUAUGGCCUCUCCUGGAAUUCAAACUUGAGUGGACAUUUGCUAAGUGCAUCAGAUGAUCAUACUGUUUGCUUGUGGGAUAUAAGUGCUGGACCAAAAGAAGGCAAAAUAGUUGAUGCUAAAGCUAUCUUUACUGGGCACUCGGCUGUGGUUGAGGAUGUGGCAUGGCAUCUUUUGCAUGAAUCUUUGUUUGGCUCAGUUGCAGAUGAUCAGAAACUCAUGAUAUGGGACACACGUUCUAAUACCACAUCUAAACCAAGUCAUUCAGUGGAUGCUCACACAGCGGAGGUCAACUGCUUGUCAUUUAACCCAUAUAGUGAGUUUAUCCUGGCGACUGGAUCUGCUGAUAAGACUGUUGCUCUGUGGGAUCUCCGGAAUCUAAAACUGAAACUUCAUUCUUUUGAAUCCCAUAAAGAUGAAAUUUUUCAGGUACACUGGUCUCCUCAUAAUGAAACCAUUCUUGCUUCCAGUGGUACUGAUCGAAGACUCAAUGUUUGGGAUUUGAGUAAAAUUGGUGAGGAACAGUCAGCAGAAGAUGCAGAGGAUGGUCCCCCUGAAUUAUUGUUUAUUCAUGGUGGGCACACUGCAAAGAUCUCCGAUUUCAGCUGGAACCCAAAUGAGCCCUGGGUGAUCUGUUCAGUUUCUGAAGAUAACAUUAUGCAGAUUUGGCAGAUGGCUGAAAACAUUUACAAUGACGAAGAGCCAGACAUACAACCGUCUGAGUUGGAAGCACAGGGAUCCUAGAUCUAGUGAUUUGCGUGGAGAUUUCUCCUUUUUCUUUAAAAUGGCAGAUGUUAACACAUGUUGUGAUGUGGUUGAUAUUCAUUUAAGUUAACUUUUUUAUUAUACUGAAUACAUCACACUGACAGUUCAGUUUCCCUAUCUGUUGUAUUGUAUUGAACAUGUUUGUACUUGAUACAGAGCUUGUUAAAUGGUUGGAAUUUAAAAAAUAAAGCCCCCAUUCUAUAGUUUA